Botrytis sinoallii is the source of this 946-nucleotide messenger RNA. RefSeq lists its product as uncharacterized. The record is from RefSeq and is a predicted model, not a curated record. Bases 1 to 384 code for a protein of 127 amino acids. The transcript is spliced from 2 exons. NCBI's taxonomy places the organism in Eukaryota, Fungi, Ascomycota, Leotiomycetes, Helotiales, Sclerotiniaceae.
AUGUCACCUACACAGAAGAAUUAUAUAUACGCCUAUCGAGGUCUCUACCGAGCUCUGUUACAUGCUGUACAAUAUGCGAAGCCAGCACGAUACAUGGGGAGAAAUAUGCUGAGGGACGAGUUUCGCAAGGGAAAUCCGAAAACUUUUGAUCAAGGACGAAUCGACAAUACUAUCAAAUUUCUGAAUCUUGCGGCGAAAGAAACUGGCCUUGAGCACAAAUUGGUCAAGAAUCUAUUGAGGGUAAAGUACGAGCGUGGGAUUCAAUGGAAAGCGCAACUCAGGGAAAGACACCCCAUGCAGAUACAUUUAAGGAAAAACAGCAUGACACAUUACGACAAAACUAUUGAAAUGCUUAACGAAAGUAUGGGACUGUGUUUACGUUAAGGGCAUCACAAAUACCAGAGAGAAAGGCAAUUUAUCGACUUUAUGACUCCACGCUUAACAUCAUCCUAAAGCAGUUUCUAGAACGAAUCCCUUUGCGGAAUACAGUACGUUUAGCCAAAGUCUAAAUCUCAAUGCCGCUCAGCAAGUAGAGCCUAGUGGAUGGUUGCCAUAUACCUUAACACUCGAUAACCAAGAGCUAUAAAUGAUAUUGGGAGUGUCGACAGUAUAAUCAGCGCAUGGCUCAGUCGGUCGUAUGGUAGACGACGGCCAUACCAUGACUGUCUGAUGUCACCGAUGGUUGGGGGAUUGUACUUGGAGAUGAAGUCCGCAAGCUAUAUUUAAGGAGUGUUGGCAAGGGCUUACUUACAGCCUCACAGACUUAUCUUAUAGCGAUAGUGUAGGACGAAUGAUAUUGAUGAGAUCAUUUCAGAUGACUAUCAUGAAUAGCCUGAUGGUAUCCGAGGUUAAGUACUCGAUGCCGCCCUAUUUCAGCCGAUAGCUACCGAAGUGCUGUGUUUAACCAUAACCAUGACUCUAAUAAUAUAAUGAGUACUUCCAAUUG